Molecule: messenger RNA, 1694 nt
Organism: Hydractinia symbiolongicarpus
Lineage: Eukaryota; Metazoa; Cnidaria; Hydrozoa; Anthoathecata; Hydractiniidae
Exons: 3
Coding region: 243-1667 (474 amino acids)
Biological process (GO): SCF-dependent proteasomal ubiquitin-dependent protein catabolic process; positive regulation of protein ubiquitination
Cellular component (GO): SCF ubiquitin ligase complex
Molecular function (GO): protein binding
Source: RefSeq, a predicted model, not a curated record
ACGAAAUCAAUAGAAUUGAAUCAUAUCCUAUUAAACUUUAAUAGCAUGUAUGGAAAACAUGAAAUCAUUAAAUAUUUAAAAAGAAUUUCAAGACAAAAAUUAUUUAAUUGCGAUUAAUCCGCGAUUGGUUAAAACCCGUAUCAUUGUUCAGAGCUUUUUGAUGCAGAGGUGGUUACGCAGUUGACGUCAAAUUGUUAACGUAACGGUAAAGUAAAACGGACAGAUACGUGAUCUUAUCAAAUAUGACGAUUGCAACACACGAGUUAAAUAAUCUUCCAGACUGCAUCCUGCUUAACAUAUUCAAACAUUGCAGAUCAACUGAAGUUAUUUGGCGAGCAAGGAUCGUGUGUAAAAGAUGGUAUAAUUUACUCGCCGAUGCCGAGUUAUGGCGGGUGAGCGACUUAUCAAGUUUUAAACUUGAUAAACCAGAUUUUAUAGAAACGAUUACAUCUUACGUACCAAUAAAAGAUUUGCAAUACCUACAAAUCCAACACAAUGUUAUUCCAAACAACGUCCUUAAGAUUAUUUUGAAACAAGCAUUCAACCUGGAAGGAUUAAGUUUAUAUGGAAGCACGGUUAUCUCAGAAAAACAAUCUUUACAUCAAAAUCAUGUGUCUCGACACGUUGGAUUUGUUGACAUCCGAAAUUCGAAAGCAAAUUCCGAUUUCAUGAAAAGUAUUAUAGCUAAUACUAAAAAAAGGAUCAAAAUAUUAGGUGUAUCAAACAGUUUCGGGACUUCAACAGAAAUAUACGGAAAAUCAUUUCUGCACUUUCUACCAAAUUUAACCAUUUUGGAAUGUUCCGACUGUGUGUGGAUGAAUGACAAUGUCAUCAGCGAGAUGUCAACAUAUUGUCGCUUGUUGGAAAGUUUAAAUAUAAACAAAUGUUUAAAUGUUAUCGGUACAAAUCUUCAUUUAUUAAUUGCGCGCUGCACGAAGCUCAAAACAUUAAUACUUCGCCGAACAAGUGUACGCAAUGAAGAGAUCAUAAAACCAAAUUGGGCACAUUCAAACAUUAACGAACUUGAUCUGGCUAAUUGUUAUUAUUUAGAUGACGGGCCAGUACUUCAUGUUGUUCAGGAUUUAGCGAUAAAACUGGAACAUUUAUGUUGUGCUGUGACGGAUGAACUCGUGUUAAGUAUCACGAAUAAGAAAUUAAAACUUAGAUCGUUAGAACUUCGUAGAAGACACCCACUAAAUGAGGAAUAUCUAGUUAAAUUUAUUUCGAAAUGUGAAUUUUUGGAAUCGCUUGAUAUAAGCCUGAUGCCUAUUGAGUUUGAAUUUUUUCAACAGAUGCUUCCGAAACUAUCAAACUUGCGUUGGCUGCACUUUGCUGGACAUGAUAUUUUAAAAACAACAGAAGUGUUAAAGUUAUUGUCAGAACAUUGCUGGCACCUACAACAAGUCGGUUUUCAUUACUAUAACGCUAAACCCAAUCAAACACAAAUACACGACGCCAUUAUGAAUUUCUUGCAAUCAUCUUUAAACCUGCAACGAGUAUGCAUUGGAGGUGUACAUAUGGAGGAAUUAAUAAGACGCGUACAAGCGACAAUUAUUAAAAAGCAACUUUAUGAAUUACUAUCAAUAGAGAUCUGUGAUGCAAGCAAAUUCAUAUUGCCACAAUCACGAAAUUCUGUAAAUAAUUAUGCAGCCUUUUUUAAACAAUAGGUAGCAAAAUAAAUGUCAAUAUGUGCU